AUGCUGUUUUCAUGUCUCUGUCACUUUAAACAAAGGGAUCAAGGACCUUGGCAAUUGAGCGAGCUGGUGGCCGGGAAGUGAGGUGCUGCUGGUAUGGGGGCACCGGGCAUCGUGCAGCCGUAGCCCUGGCACCGAUGAUGGUCUCGCUGCAGCUGUGAUCCUCCCUCCUCCAUGCUGGGGAUGAACACAUACCAGCAUCCAUGCAUAUUUUAUAGAGGCAAGUUUACCAGCCUGGCAUAGCAGGACCCUGAGCCGGUGGAUGGCAGCAGCCCUCUCCCGGGUGGCAUUGUCAUUGGCUAUGCUCUGGCUGUGCCAGAAAUAAAUCAGCUGUGGGUGUAAUAGGACACGGAGAGCAGAGCAGGGAUUCACCCAGCAGGGAAUGGACUCCUCCUUGUGAUCUGCCUGCAUGUGAACACUAUCCUUAAUAACACUCCUGGAGAACACUGGGCAUGUGGGCACUGACUGGCACAAGAGUCCCAUUCGACUAAGGCCUGGAAUAGACUGUAAUUAAACAACGUGGAGAAUCUCAGGAAAACCAACCACUCCAGGACCAGGAGGGGGCAUUACUGGGGUCUGUUCUUACAGCUCCCAGGGAUGAAACUGAAGAAGCAGGUGACUGUGUGUGGAGCGGCCAUCUUUUGCGUGGCCGUCUUCUCUUUGUAUCUUAUGCUGGACAAAGUGCAACACGAUCCUCCCAGGAGACAGAACGGAGGCAACUUUCCCAGGAGUCAGAUUUCCGUCUUGCAGAAUCGGAUAGAACAACUUGAACAACUUUUGGAGGAGAACCAUGAAAUUAUCAGCCACAUUAAAGAUUCUGUUCUGGAGUUGACAGCAAAUGCUGAUGGACAACCCAUCCUGCUCCCAUAUCACACUCCUAAUGGAAGCUGGGUAAUUCCACCAGACCCACGGCCCAGCUUUUAUUCUAUUUCCCCCCAAGACUGCCAGUUUGCUGUGGGUAAUAAAGGGCAGAAGACCGAUUUACAGAUGCUGGAUAUCUACACACAGUUGCCUUUUGAUAAUGUCGAUGGAGGAGUAUGGAAACAAGGGUUUGACAUCACAUAUGACCCUACAGAAUGGGAAAAAGAACCUCUGCAGGUCUUUGUAGUGCCUCAUUCUCACAAUGAUCCCGGAUGGAUAAAAACAUUUGAUAAAUAUUACUAUGACCAGACUCAGCAUAUUUUAAACAACAUGGUAGUGAAGCUACAAGAAGACCCUCGUCGGAGAUUCAUCUGGUCAGAAAUCUCUUUCUUUUCAAAGUGGUGGGACAACAUCAAUUCUCAGAAGAGGGCAGCAGUUCGAAGGUUAGUUGCUAAUGGACAACUAGAAAUGACAACUGGUGGCUGGGUAAUGCCAGAUGAAGCCAACACUCAUUAUUUCGCUGUCAUUGACCAGAUGAUAGAAGGUCAUCAGUGGCUUAAGAAAAACUUAGGUGUCAUUCCAAGGUCAGGAUGGGCCGUGGAUCCAUUUGGGCACAGCUCCACCAUGCCAUACCUUUUAAAACUUUCUAAUAUAACCAGCAUGCUGAUCCAGCGGGUGCAUUAUUCUAUUAAAAAACAUUUUGCAGCCACUCAGAGCUUGGAGUUUAUGUGGAGACAGACAUGGGACCAAGAUUCCAACACUGAUAUCUUUUGCCACAUGAUGCCCUUUUACAGCUACGAUGUGCCUCACACAUGUGGCCCUGAUCCCAAAAUAUGCUGCCAGUUUGAUUUCAGGCGCUUGCCAGGAGGAAGAAUUAAUUGCCCAUGGAAGACACCGCCAAGAGCCAUCACUGAGUCUAAUGUGGCUGAACGGGCAAACCUCCUUCUGGAUCAAUAUAGGAAGAAAUCCAAACUGUACCGCAGUAAGGUUGUCCUUGUGCCCUUAGGUGAUGACUUCCGAUAUGAUAAAAUGCAAGAGUGGGAUGCCCAGUUUUUAAACUACCAGAAGCUUUUUGACUACAUGAACUCCCACCCAGAACUCCAUGUGAAAGCUCAGUUUGGAACUUUGUCAGAUUAUUUUGACACUCUAUAUAAGAAGAUGGGAGUAAAUCCUGGGAUGAGACCUCCUGAUUUUCCUGUGCUCUCUGGAGACUUCUUCUCUUAUGCUGACCGAGAGGAUCACUAUUGGACAGGAUACUAUACAUCAAGACCUUUUUACAAGAGCAUGGAUAGGGUGCUGGAGUCACACAUACGAGGGGCAGAAAUCCUAUACAGUCUGGCCAUAAAUCAUGCUAGAAGAGCUGGCCUGGAGAGUAAAUAUCCACUCUCUGAUUAUGCUUUGUUAACCGAUGCCAGACGCAAUCUUGGCCUGUUCCAACAUCACGAUGCCAUCACUGGCACAGCCAAGGAAGCAGUGGUUAUUGACUAUGGUGUACGGUUACUUCAUUCCUUGAUGAAUCUGAAACGCAUCUUAAUUAAUGCCGCUCACUACCUGGUCGUGGCCGACAAGGAGAAGUAUCACUAUGAUCACUCUGUGCCGUUCUUCAGCACGGAUGACAGCCGGUUAACCCAGGAAACUUUGCCAGAGAAAACCAUUAUUAAAUUAGGUACAUCUCCAAGAUAUGUUGUCGUUUUUAACCCUGUAGAGCAGAAUCGUUUGUGUGUAAUCUCAGUUUUGGUGAACACACCGCAUGUACGUGUACUCACAGAGGAAGGGCAACCAAUGGCAGUUCAACUUAGUCCAGUAUGGCAGACAUUGACGGACAUGAACACUGAUGUUUUCCAGGUGUCCUUCACUGCCCGGUUAGCAGCUCUCGGACUGAGCAUCUUUCAGCUCUAUAUGUCAUUUGAUGCACAUACCACCCUUAAAUCCAAUGUUCAUGUUUAUCUACAUGGAAGGGACCUAAACAUAAAGAAACAGGAGAUGUUCACUGUCAAGCUCUUGGAGACCAGCACGGAUGAUUUUUAUGUGGAAAAUCAAUACAUGCAGGUGUGGUUUUCUGGUGUCACAGGUCUAUUGAAGGGCAUUAAGCGAGCCGGAGAGGAGCAGGAACAGAAAGUCAGCAUGGAAUUUUUAAUCUAUGGAACUCGGACAUCUAAGGACAAAAGUGGAGCUUAUCUCUUCUUACCUGAUGGAGAUGCCAAGCUGUACACUCCUAAAGACCCCCCUGUGGUCCGCAUCAUCGAAGGUCCAUUCUAUUCAGAGGUGACUUGCCAUUUUCAACAUGUGCAGCAGACUAUGAGAGUAUACAAUUUACCAGGAACUGAUGGCCUUUCUGUAGAUAUCAGCUCUCUCGUUGACAUCCGUGAUCAUGUCAAUAAAGAAAUUGCCAUGAGACUUAGCACUGACAUCCAGAGCGGGGACACCUUCUUCACUGACCUCAACGGCUUUCAGAUCCAAACUAGAAAGUUUUUUAAAAAACUUCCCCUGCAGGCCAAUUUCUUCCCAAUGCCAGCGAUGGCAUACAUCCAGGAUGAGCAGAACAGAUUAACACUACACACAGCCCAAGCCCUGGGGGUAUCCAGCCUGAAGAAUGGCCAACUUGAGGUCAUUCUAGACCGACGAUUGAUGCAGGAUGACAACCGUGGUCUUGGUCAAGGGUUGAAAGACAACAAACGAACAUGCAACCGAUUUCGCCUUCUGCUGGAAAAAAGAUCAUCUGGAAAUAAGCUUUCCAGCUUCCUUUCUAAACUGCUUUCCUGGUUUAGAAAACUGGCUCUUUCCAUCAUGAAGACCGACAUCUAUGAGAGCCCAGGAAAUCAACCAGUCAGUUUUCCAUCACUCCUCAGUCACAUGACCUCUAUGCAUUUGAACCAUGAAGUCUUAGUGAUGCCCGUGACGAAUGAAAAAGGUGGAGGACCAGCACUUAGAUCCUUCAUGCCACUUUCUGCAACCCUGCCAUGUGAUAUUCACAUCCUUAAUCUGAGGACGCUGCAGGCUGAGGAUGAUGGAAUUCCUUCUCUUGACACUGCAUUGAUUUUACACAGAAAAGGAUUUGACUGUGGUCUGGAAGCAAAGAAUCUUGGGUUUAACUGCACCACAAGUCAAGGAAAGUUGUCACUUGGAGGUCUAUUCACGGGGCUGGAAGUAGGACUCAUGCAAGCUAUGUCCUUGACAUUGAUGUAUUCUCUAGCCCCCCAUUCAAACAGCAGCAACUCCACACUCAGCAUGGACCCAAUGGAAAUUUCAACUUAUUGUCUGCGGUUCAGCUAACAUCAACCCUGUGGGACAAAAGAUCCCAUUGCACAUAAGCCAAGGACUGGAGCUGGAUGGUUCAUCAACCAGUGUGUACUCUUUUCAAGGGCGACACGUUCUGUUCUGUAGCUUGGAGCACAUUCAGCACUGGAAAAGCCCACUGCGGCACUUGGGACAAACCAAAAUAAUCCGUUAAACCUAGUUAUUGCUAAGAGAGACGUGUUUCGGACUCUUUUAGCAGUCAAGGAGUUAAACAUCUAGAUUGUAUGUUACUGAGAGAGCAGAAGCUAUUUAUGAUAAACUUGCUUUUAAAAAAAAAAUGAAACUAUUUAUUUGUUGACUUUUUAAGCACAUCUCCCCAAAUCCGCCACAGUCUGACAGUCCUCAACGGAGUAUGAAAUUCAAAGCAAUGUCCCCUGUGCCAUCAAAUGCUGCAGGCAGGUCAAGAAUAUGUUUCCAAGAAUCCGACGGGGAAUUGCCUACUAGAUGGUAUAUUAAGCCUAGAAUAGGAAUUUUGUCUCAACCAUUGUCAGUAUUCUUCCAUAUGUUAUCUGUCUUUUUUUAUACUGUAGCACUGGGGAAAAACAUGUAUGGAAAAGAAGCACUGAGUAAAAUAUGGUAUAAAAGACAUGUGAAGUGAUGGCAAUAUCUUGUUUCUGCAACUGUGGUUCUAAAUACAGAUCCGAUACCAUCC
Molecule: messenger RNA, 4807 nt
Organism: Hyla sarda
Lineage: Eukaryota; Metazoa; Chordata; Amphibia; Anura; Hylidae
Gene: MAN2A2
Product: mannosidase alpha class 2A member 2
Exons: 24
Coding region: 595-4131 (1178 amino acids)
Biological process (GO): protein deglycosylation; N-glycan processing; mannose metabolic process
Cellular component (GO): Golgi membrane
Molecular function (GO): carbohydrate binding; alpha-mannosidase activity
Source: RefSeq, a predicted model, not a curated record